Podospora pseudocomata is the source of this 2748-nucleotide messenger RNA. RefSeq lists its product as uncharacterized. The coding region runs from base 1661 to 2659 and encodes 332 amino acids. NCBI's taxonomy places the organism in Eukaryota, Fungi, Ascomycota, Sordariomycetes, Sordariales, Podosporaceae. The record is from RefSeq and is a predicted model, not a curated record. The transcript has 3 exons. Gene Ontology annotation, biological process: lipid metabolic process.
CUCUUUGCUGAAAUAUUGUCUUGGGCACUCAUUUUCCACCCUCACCGGCAUUGUAGGGUAACGUCAGGCUAGCUGAACUGGAGCAAGACUGAGGCGGGGAACCUUGCCCGGCCCGCCGUCCUGCGGGAGUGACGUCGUCAAAAGGCCCGUUAAAGGCGGGAGAGUCGCAUCCCCAGAUCAGGUGGUUGCCAUCUGCAGGUCCAACAAGGCAGGUUUGGGGAAGAGCCCCGGCCAGAAACUCCAGGUGGGUGAUCAGAUCAUAAGCAUGUGCUUCUUUUUGAUAUGCUCCCGCGUAUAUGACCAUGUCCAAUGGUCCGCGUAUCGUGGGGGACCAAGGUGAGCCAGAGACGAUUCAGAUUGUUCGGAUGGUGCGCGAUGCAACGUCGAGGCGGAUUAAUCCGUCGAGCGAGUGAAUUAUCCCGAAGCAGUCGGCUGUGGUAAGCGAUGCUUGGCCAGGUAGGUCUGUGUGUCUGAGGGUCCGCAUGACUUGGUCUGUUUUCUUUGGGAUGUUUUGGCGUGGUUUGGGGUGAAGAUGUGUGAAGAUGCUCCCAAGAACACGGGGCGCAGAAUGGCAGGUGUUCUUCCUGUCCUUUUCUCUGCAAGCGAUGUCUUCGGCAGGGUCUUGGCUCUUGCCGGAAACUUUUCUAGAAGAUGGAACUAUUCCUCACAGGAACUCGUAAAACAAGAGCCAACAACUCUCGCUGCAUCUCCUUCUCUUGUCUUUGUUUUGGCAGUUGUCUUUUGGAAAGCACCUCGUCGUCUGUUAUCGCCUCGCCGGAGUCGCCAACCAUCCCAUGUAACGCAAGACGGACGGUCUGUGCGGCAACAAGGCCUGGGCUCAGCGAGCCGUCGCCGUUUAAGCGCCCUAUCGGUUCCUGAAUAUCUUCAGUGCGCACGGUCGCCAUGACGCUAUUCAGGGCAUGAAACCACACGGGGAGCAUGGCGCAGCCCGCAUAUCGCGUGCAGGUGGACGCGGGUACGCAGAAAUUAAUUUGUUCUUCAACCAUUCUUCUUGCCUUCCAGUUCCUUGGCGAUUUCCAUUCCCGCGGCCAGUCCUCAAUGCUAACCUGGGUCGCAGCGUAACAUGUUCCCGAUCAUGGCUCAUUCGUGGUUCACGGCAUCUCGCCUGUUUUCCUCCAUGAUCGCCGUCGAAUAUUGCUUCAUGGAACAUGUGUAUGGAUAUUCUGGAGAAAACUAUCAGUACUAUCGAUUACAAAUCCUCUUGUUCUCCGCUUGCCAUAUCGUGAUUUGGUAGGGGGCUCACCUGGAUGGGAAGUUCCACGGUUCAAACGGCCAUCUCCCCACCACCGAUUCUAGCCUGUAGCCGGCGUUGCCCUCCCUUUUCGGUGAGCACGGCGGGGCAGAGAGACGGAUAUUGAUCACCACCGUUCCUGAACUUAUCGCUAGUCUUACUCGGCUAUCUUGUGCUUAUUCUAACCCCCUUGCGUGAUGCGAACCCUUGUGGGGGGCAAUGAGACAUCCCCCCCUUCUCAGGAUGUAUUCCCCCUGCCCAGGAGGGCUGGCAUUGUUGUUGUAUGAAUAGUAUAUAACAGCAGGGCGCAUCGUGGUAUUACCCCAGAUAUUCGUCCCAACCAUCCCAGGCCUCUGUCUCUCUUUUGUAUUCUUGGCCCUAUCAACCUUCCUUUAGAUUCCAAGCAUCAUGAAGGCCUCCCUGUUUACCAGCCUAUCCGUGGCUGCCCUUGCCCUUGCGGUGCCCCAGAAGCGGAGUGUUCCCACCGCUGCUGAGCUGGCUAGGUUCAAAGUCUUUGCCGAGUAUCAGGCUGCUGCGUUUUGCAUGACCGAGGGCCAGCCUGCCGGCACCCAGGUCGCCUGUCUUGAGGGCCAGUGCAACACCCUGACAUCGCGCAACGUUACCGUCCACUCACCUUCCUUCACCGGCACCAUCUUGGAUACUCGAGGCUUUGUCUCUGUUGACCCCGUAGCCAAGGAGAUUGUCUUGACCUUCAGGGGCACCGUUUCCAUCAGAAACUGGGUGGCAGAUUUCAUCUUUGUCCAAGUCCCUUGCGACUACGCCUUUGGCUGCCUCGUCCACACCGGCUUCCUCGCCUCCUGGGCCGAAGUCAAGAGCCGUGCCAUGGCCGCCGUCACCGCCGCCAGACAGGCCCACCCGACCUUCAAGGUCACCGUCACCGGUUACUCCCUCGGCGCCGCCGUCGGCACCAUCGCCGCUGCCGACAUCCGCAGGAGCCUCAAGAUCCCCGUUGAUCUCAUCACCUUUGGCUCUCCCCGCGUGGGAAACAAUGCGUUUGCCAAGUUCGUCACUGCUGGGGCUGGUAGCGAGUACCGCCUCACCCACGCCAACGACCCGAUUGCCCGUCUCCCGCCCAUCAUCUUCAACUACAGACACACCAGCCCUGAGUACUGGUUUGAUGAGGGAGCCGAUGGUGUUGUGACUCUCGAUGAGGUCCAGGUUUGCGAGGGGCAUGCCAACAUCCAGUGCAAUGGUGGGACGGGAGACUUCAACAUGGAUGUGCAUGGCUGGUAUUUCCAGAGGUUCACCGGCUGUGCGCCCACGGAACAGCCUUUCAAGGCCCGUAGCACGCCCAUCAGUGAUGCGGAGCUUGCGAAGAUUGUGAACGAGUGGGUGAAGGAGGACAAGGUGUUGGCCAAGAACUUGGAGCUGAGUGGUGAGGCGUAAAUAUCUGGUGGCGAGGGAGUGCGUGUAUAAUACCCUAUGGUCUUGGAUAUGAAUCAUGAUAAUAUUGGAAGAUUUGCAGUCUCGGGGAA